Molecule: messenger RNA, 567 nt
Organism: Penicillium manginii
Lineage: Eukaryota; Fungi; Ascomycota; Eurotiomycetes; Eurotiales; Aspergillaceae
Exons: 3
Coding region: 1-567 (188 amino acids)
Source: RefSeq, a predicted model, not a curated record
AUGUUCAUUUCCUCGAUCUCGUUUGCAGCGCUUAGCCUUCUUGGCUCGGCCUCUGCAUUAGCCACUCGCGAUGCUCCCGAUGUGAAUGAAGAGUUUGGAUUGUAUGCCUAUGGCGCCUCCAUAGGUGGACUUUCACUUUUUUACGCCGAAGGCAAGGCUAUGAUUGGUGAUCCUAGCAACUCGACUGCCGCGGAUGCCGCCCCUGUUUCUUUUACUCGCGCUUCAGCAUCCUCCUCUAGUUCCUGGAUCGCUAACCCGAACGUGACCACUGCUAGCGCCAAUUCGAGUUACAGCUGGUCGGAUGAGAUGCUAUACAUCCCUAGCUCUUCUUCUUCCUCUCACGAAAUGGGCUUUACCUCCAAGAAAAUGGCCAAUGAGAGUACUACUGGAUUCAUUUUCUACGGUCAGUGGGUGAUGGUUGAAAAUGACUCUGGUGAUAUCUCUUCUAGCUUUUACAUCCGGUCAUCUUCUGCUGGUGAAGGGGUUUAUUCUCUGGUCUGGAAUGUCACUGAUGAUGAUACGGCUAUUCCAAUUUCUCUGCGCUCUGCUAAGCCCUCUAAUUCUUGA